UGUAGCUCUCAACAAUUACUGGAAGCAGCCAACAAGCUCACACAAUCCAGAGGGGUACAGACACCGGCAGCAAAAAGGGUUGCAGAUUCAGCAAGGGCUGUAGCCAGGGUUGUAAUGAAGUCUGUCUUCUGGCCUGCUUCUCUGGUCAGUGCCAGGCUCACAGGCACAAGAAGUGCGACAAGCACAACAAGGUGUAACUUUGUAGCUGGUGCCAGUCUAUGGGUGCAAUAAACACCACAACCGCAGACAAACACGGCUGGUACGGCCAACAGCAGCAGCUUCUCUGGUUCCUCCAACUCCUCCAGCCUCCAGAAUAACCAAGAAGGUCCAAAUCUGGCAUCACUCCAGGACUUUGAGAUGUAAAUUGUGGGCAAGGACAAAAGCAGGCUGUACUGUAUAUGAGAACAGCCUCCUGCUGAAAGCCAAUCACCUGUGCUAGAGACGAGGAAGGAUUGGAUAGAGCCUGCAACAAAUUGGAUUCCUACCUACUUCUCCCAAAGCAUCAAGGCUAAAUUCCUACCAUGCUGGAUCUAUACACAGCUGCACUUGGACUUUUGAUUCUUCUGCCCCUGCUGGGCAACUUUUUCUUCCCCUAUUUUUGGCUGGAUCUGACAGCCUUCUUCCGCCUCCUACACAUGGGAUACAGAUGCCACAGUUACCUGCAGCGCAAUCCCCCUUUCACAUUCCUAGAUAUAUUUCUGGCCAGAGUCCAGAAGUAUUCAGAGAAACCCUUGAUUCUCUUUGAAGAUGAGAUUUAUUCCUACCGGGACAUUGACAGACACAGCAACCAGAUAGCCAGAGUGCUGAAGGGCUAUGUGGGGCUGAAAGAAGGGGAUACCAUGGCUGUUUUCUUAAAGAACAUCCCUGCCUAUCUCUCAGUUUGGAUGGGCUUGGCAAAGAUUGGCUGCACCAUGGCAUGUAUCAACUAUAACAUACGACUCAGGUCUCUGUUGCAUGUGCUGAAAUCUUGCAAGGCCAAAGUUCUUCUAACAACUCCAGAUUUAAAAGAUGCCAUUGAAGAUGUCCUGCCAACUUUAAAUAAUGAAGGGAUACGUGUUUUUUAUCUGAGCAAGGAUUCCCCAACUGAAGGUGUAGAGGCACUACUCGAACGGAUCAAAUUAAGCUCAGCUGAAUCAGUGCCUUUUUCCUUCAGAGCCAAUGUGACACCUAAAUCUACAUGCCUGUAUAUUUUUACCUCUGGGACCACAGGACUCCCCAAAGCUGCUAACCUUUCCCAGAAGAAAGUGUUGUUGGGGUCCCACCUGUUACGCCUGUGCCAAGUCCAUGCCAAGGACGUUGUUUACAUUCCACUUCCACUCUACCACUCAGCUGGACUCCUUGGGCUUGUGGGGUGCAUAGACAUGGGGGCUACAUGUGCUCUGAGAUCUAAGUUCUCCGUUUCUCAUUACUGGGAUGACUGCAGACGUUACCAUGUCACUGUGAUCCAGUACGUGGGAGAAAUGAUGCGCUACUUGUGUAAUGCACCAAAGAAAGACAGUGACCGUGACCACAGUGUGCGAGCAGCCAUCGGCAAUGGGAUGCGAGUGGAGGUUUGGAAGGAGUUCCUGAACCGAUUUGGACCCAUCCAAAUCUAUGAACUGUAUGGAGCUACCGAAGGAACUGCUGGAUUCAUUAAUUACACAGGAAAAGUUGGAGCUGUGGGAAGGACCAGUUUCUUCAUCAAGAAACUAUAUAAUUAUAAACUUGUGCAAUACGAUGUGGACGCAGAGCAGCCUGUGAGAGAUGAAAAGGGGUUCUGUAUUCCAGUGACUACAGGACAGACAGGUUUAAUGGUGGUGAAGAUAAAUAAGACACAUCCAUUUGAAGGUUAUGCAGGAGAUCGCCAGAACACAGAGAAGAAAAUUCUCCAGGAUGUCCUGAAGAAAGGAGACAGUUACUUCAACACUGGUGAUCUCUUGAUGGAAGACCAUGAAGGUUUUCUCUACUUCCAGGAUAGGGUGGGAGAUACUUUCCGCUGGAAAGGGGAGAACGUGGCCACUACUGAAGUUGAGAUGACAUUGGCAAUUUUGGACUUCAUUCAGGAAGUCAGUGUAUAUGGAGUACCAGUCCCAGGGCAUGAAGGAAAGAUUGGGAUGGCAGCCAUCCGGUUGAAAGAUGGGCUUUCCUUUGAUGGAAAGAAGCUGUUUGUACAUACCAAUGAUUAUCUGCCCAGCUAUGCCAUACCUCGCUUCAUUCGCAUCCAGGCAGUUCUGGAGAUCACAGGAACUUUCAAGCAGCGUAAAGGUCAUCUGGUGAGGGAUGGAUUCAAUCCUGCCACUAUCAGUGAGCCCCUCUUCUUCCUGGAUGACUCAGAAAAGAACUACAUGCCCAUGACUGAGGAGAUCUAUCACUCCAUUGUAGAGAAGAAAAGGAAACUGUGAAAGAAGGUUCAAAGAGGAGCAUAACAGCUUUAAAAGCACAGGGAUCCCUGGAACAGCCAUCUAUGUUUUGAUUCUGCUCAAGAACAAGGGAUUUAUGACCAGAACAUUAUUUCUUCUCUAUCAACUUGAAUCAUGUAUUUGUGUGUUCUUGAGAAAUCUGUCCAACACACUAGUUUAGGGAAUUUUUUGAAAAUGAUAAAAUGUUGUUGCCACUUUCUCUGGCCACACAAAACUCUUGUUUUGGUGUGAAGCUUAUCCUCAAGUCAGUAUCUGGAAAGAUGUAGAACAGUUAACCACUUUCUCCUCCAGUACUUUUCCAUAUCCUGCCUUGUGUCCGAUGUCAAGGGAGGUUCAAAGCAUCAGUAUGAUAGUCCUCAACUUAUGACCACAAUUGGUACUGGAACUUCCAUUGCUGUGGUCGUUAACUCAGCCGCAUCCAAUUUUACAACCUUUUUUGCUAUGGUAGUUAAGCGAGUCACCAUGGUUGUUAAGCAGAUCAUGUAGUUGUUAAGUGAAUCCGGCUUCCCCCACUGAAAUUGCUUGUUGGAAGCCCCCUGGGAAGAUUGCAAAUGAUGAUCAUGUGACCCCACGAUGCUGCAACAUUUGUACAUACAUACCGGUUGCCAAGUGCCUGAAUUUUGAUCAUGUGACUGCAGAGAUGCUGCAACAAUCAUAAGUGCAAAGACUGGUCAUAAGUCACUUUUUCCAGCAGUGUUGUAACUUCAAACGGUCAUUAAAUGAAUGGUCAUAAGUCAAAGACUACCUGUACAUAGUUAAAAGCUCACAUCAAUACAUGUUCAUGCACAUGUCUUUAACAUAAUUUUCUUACAAAGUACUGAUUUCUAAACUCAGAUCCUGUCAGGUUCAGCCCAAAGAACCCCACGAGACAGUACAGAUACAGUUCUGUCGCAUUAAUUAGCUUCAACCUCUCAGACAGAAAAUCUCUCCAGACUAAUCUACACUUCCCAAGCCAGCCAGCCAAAACACUGUGAAUUCCUUAGGGUGGUGCCAGUCUCAUCUUCUUAACC
Molecule: messenger RNA, 3409 nt
Organism: Python bivittatus (Burmese python)
Lineage: Eukaryota; Metazoa; Chordata; Lepidosauria; Squamata; Pythonidae
Product: long-chain fatty acid transport protein 2-like
Biological process (GO): long-chain fatty acid metabolic process; bile acid metabolic process; long-chain fatty acid import into cell
Cellular component (GO): endoplasmic reticulum membrane; plasma membrane
Molecular function (GO): long-chain fatty acid-CoA ligase activity; long-chain fatty acid transmembrane transporter activity
Source: RefSeq, a predicted model, not a curated record